This is a messenger RNA of Manduca sexta (tobacco hornworm), 2011 nucleotides long. Its product is annotated as piggyBac transposable element-derived protein 4-like. NCBI's taxonomy places the organism in Eukaryota, Metazoa, Arthropoda, Insecta, Lepidoptera, Sphingidae. The record is from RefSeq and is a predicted model, not a curated record. The transcript is spliced from 2 exons. The coding region runs from base 552 to 1919 and encodes 455 amino acids.
CCGCUAUCGCGAAAGCACGUCCACGAUUUUUGGCGCGAAAUGACAAGUUCACGGCGAAGUUAUCGGCUCGAUUCGAAUGAAAUUCUUGACGCCUUGGUUGCUGAUGAUUCGGAUGUUGAAGAAGCCCCUGAUAUUGAAAUUCAAGACCUUAUUCAAGACUUGCAAGAGGUUGUAUCGGUUCAAGAUCGACAAGAUGUUGAUGCUGACAUGUCAGACGACUUAUCUGAACCGGAACACGGACGGGACCGGGGUAGUACACCUCGAAGAAAUGCGAGAUCCCGCCGCGGUCGCUUGUCGGCGCGUUCGGCUACCCGCGGGUGCGGCGGUACCCGCACAUCAGCAGCAGCACUUACCCUCAGAGAAAUGGAUGAAUAUAAAGGAUGGUCAUACCAAGCAGUGCAAGAACCGCCAGAAAAUCCAGUAUUUAAAGAAGUAUCUCAAGUAUUGGCUCCAGUAGAUGAAAGUUCGUCAGAGUUGGUUUGUUUUUCAAUUUUUUCCCCGAUUCCUUUUGGAACACUCUAAAGAUCGAAACUAACCGUUACGCAGCUCAAAUGAAAGCCAAACAAGCAAGAAAAGGCAUUCUGAAACCUGGCACUAUGUUGUACGAAUGGAAAGCUGUCAAAGAAUCUGAACUAAAGAUAUUUUUUUCUAUCGUGAUUCAUAUGACGCUUGUUUACAAGGAAAGUUUUGAUUCAUACUGGUCUACACGGGGAAUAAUAGCCACUCCAUUCGCCGGGAAGCACAUGCAUAGAAACAGAUUCCGAGCCAUUUACAGCUGUCUCCAUCUAAAUGAUAACACAAACUACAAACCCCGUGGUGAUCCCGAGUACGACGCUUUUUUCAAACUCCGACCUUUUUUUGAUGAGCUGUGUCGGUUGUGUCAAGAGUGUUUUUAUCCCAAUGAGAACUUGGCUAUCAAUGAGGGCACUUGUGGGUUUAGGGGACGAGUGCACUUCAGAAUGUAUAAUAAAGAUAAGCCCGAUAAAUAUGGCAUGAAAGUGUACAUGCUCUGUGACGCGGAAACAGGAUAUAUACUGCGCAUGAUUCCCUACAUAGGUGACUCGAAAGCGGUGGAAACAAUUAUCACGGAAUUGAGUGAACCUUACUUCGGUAAGUGGCACACCAUAUACAUGGAUCGUUUCUUUACAAGUACGACAAUCGCAGACUUAUUAUGGAUAAAGGGCACUCGCCUUGUUGGCACUGUAAUGGCGAAUCGUCGUGGUCUGCCACAGGAUUGGCGUCAUCAACCGAUGGAAAAACACGAAAUGGCCUUUUGUCACCGGGUCAAUCUAACCGCUUGUAAAUGGAAGGACAAGCGUGAUGUACUCAUGCUUACUACGAAACACGGAGCUAGCUGGACAAAGGUGGAUGCGAAAGUCAAAGGUGUUGGUGUGACCAAAAGGCUGAAACCAGAUUGUGUACUUGAUUACAACCACCACAAAGUUGGUGUAGAUCUGAAUGACCAGUACGUGUCUUACUACUCCUGGAAUAGAAAGAGCAUGAAGUGGUGGAAAAAGAUGUUUUUCAACUUGGUAGCAAGAGCCAUGGUAAACGCUUAUGUCAUUUAUAAUAAAUCAAGGUCUCAACGCCGUCGCCCGCGAUUCUCGCAGUUCCUGAUAGAGUGUGGUGACCAGCUGCUGCAAACUGCACCAGAGGCUGAACCAGGACCCUCACGUGGCCCACACCCUGUAGGCAGCAGUACCAGACUAGUGGGAAGGCACUUUCUCGAAAGGAUACCGAGCAGCGAAAAAAAAGAGAAAGUGGCAAGAGUGUGUAAAGUUUGUGCAGACAUUUCUAAGAAAAACACUGGCAAACGAGGACGCAAAGAAACGAUAUUUUACUGCCCAGACUGCAACGUGCCUUUAUGCUACCAUCCUUGCUUCAAAGUGUUUCAUACACGCAAGGAUUAUACGACAUAAACACAAAUUACAAGCAAACAAGAUCAUGUUCGACUUGUUUUUUUCAUAAAAACCCUUUUUUAUACUACAUUUCUAAAUAAAAAAAAAAUAAU